Aaosphaeria arxii CBS 175.79 is the source of this 1105-nucleotide messenger RNA. RefSeq lists its product as uncharacterized. NCBI's taxonomy places the organism in Eukaryota, Fungi, Ascomycota, Dothideomycetes, Pleosporales. Gene Ontology annotation, biological process: protein import into nucleus. The transcript has 2 exons. Gene Ontology annotation, cellular component: nuclear pore central transport channel. The record is from RefSeq and is a predicted model, not a curated record. Bases 135 to 845 code for a protein of 236 amino acids.
AUCGUGCACACCCCAUACAUUCAAAGAUCCUACACAGACGCCCCAGCACUUUCAGUCGAAUGACGCUAAUAUUCCCAAGUUGAAACAAGGAGAAAGAAGAAAACAACAGCUACACACACAAGAAACCACCGAAAAUGAAUGACGAAUCGCAACUCACAGCCGCGGAGAAGGCUGAAUACACCGCCGACAUUACCGCCUGCAACGCCGCGGAAGCAUUCACCGACGCCUACUACUUCGCUCUGCAAAAAGACCGCCAGAACAUCCCAUCGUUCUACUGCCCGCCACUGGCCAACGGCGAUCAAUCGGUUCCGUUCAUCGCAUGGAACGGCGAGGUCUUCAGCGACGUUGUCGCCCUGCAGACGCGCAUCCAGACACUCCCACACACCUGGUUCGAUGUCGAAAGCCUGGACUGCGACGUCCUAAACCCGAAAUUCAUCCCGGCGAGCGAAGUCAAGAACGGCAGCGGCAACGACGACGAGGACCUGCACCGCCGGAUGUCGAUCACCGUUGCGGUCGCCGGCGCGAUCAGGAUGGAGGAGCAGUUCAAGGGGCCGCUUAGAGAGUUCUCGGAGACGUUCGUGCUGGUUCCCAAUCCCGAGAAGUUAACUACCAAGGCCGUCCAUUUCGACAAGGGCUGGCAGAAAGAAUGGUUGAUCCAGUCGCAGAACUUCAGGUUCACUGAGUGGAGCGCGAAUGAGCUGGUGGAUCCUGCCGAGGCGAGUGUGCCCAUGGAGACCGACAAGACGAGGGUCAAUGGCGGGAAGAACACUUUCAGGGGAACGAACAAAGGCAUCGCUGGACAGUUCGCCGCGGCAGGAUUGUUGAAGGGAAAGGGAAAAGCAUGAAGGAAUGAAAUCAUCUUGAUUCGAUAGCAUAGCGAUGGAUUCACUGGCCUAGGAGGUACGAAAUACGAAAAUGUCUGGUCGGUCAGCUUUUGCUUUUUAUUUUUGGUUGGGAACCUCCACUGCAUCCGUGUGUCAACGCACCACACACGAUCAUCACAUUGUAUAGAUAGGCGAUGUCUGUUUUGCGAAAGCAGACUGUGAAUACCUAAAACUCCAUAGCUACCUAGCUAUUAUUUUGAUGUGAUGAUGGUCAGUGAGUU